AUGGCCGAUCGUGGAAACAACGGAGACGAUGCGCCACUUCCCCAUGAUCCAAUGGUGGAGGAGGAGGAGGACGAUGACGACGACGUCGACGCCAUUGAUGAGAUGUUCAACAACGAGGAGGAGGAUCCGGAGGACGAGGAGGGCGAGAAUCUCUUCGGAGAUGAUAUGGAGAGAGACUAUCGUGAGCAACCGGAGCUCGAUCAAUACUCCGAGUCGGGAAUGGACGAUGCCUCCGACGUAGGCUCACUCUCUGUGGAUGCUCGCCGAGCCGCGGAGCGCGCAAUGGCUCAACGCGAUCAACUGAUGGACGACGAGGCGUUGAUGUACGAUGAGGGCGACGACGAGUCGACGCCAGCCAAUAGAAGACGUCGUGGACGUGGCGAUCGAGGAGACGACGACGUUGACGAGGCGAUGGAAGAGGACGAGGAGGUUCCCGUUGACAUUCUGGAGAAUAUCCGUGGAAGAACGAUUCGCGAUCACGUCAGCGAUGAGGCGGUCGCCAGAGAGAUUGAGCGUCGGUUCAAGAACUUCCUGCGCUCCUACCACGAGCCGAACAACAAACAAAUCAAGUACAUUCAACUGAUCAAAGCGAUGGCCGCCGACAACAAGGAGUCCCUCGAAGUCAGCUUCACCGAUCUCUCGGACGACGCCGGCGAGCAGAACAUCUCCUAUUUCCUGCCAGAAGCGCCAAACGAGAUGCUGGCCAUCAUGGAUCGUGCCGCCACCGACGUCGUCAUGAACAUGUAUCCAUUCUACACCCGCGUCUGCUCCGAAAUCAAAGUUCGCAUUUCGAACCUUCCAGUCGAGGAGGACAUUCGAAUGCUUCGUCAGGUCCAUCUGAAUAUGCUCAUCCGGACGGCUGGCGUCGUCACCAUCGCCAGUGGAAUCCUACCACAGUUGGCUGUGGUCAAGUAUGAUUGUGUAGCGUGUGGCUACUUGUUGGGACCAUUCGUUCAGCAGAACGACGAGGAAGUGCGGCCAACGAUCUGUCCGUCGUGUCAAGGAAAGGGUCCGUUCGAGUUGAACGUGGAGAAUACUGUCUACCACAACUAUCAGCGCAUCACAAUGCAAGAAUCGCCGAACAAGGUGGCCGCCGGACGUCUUCCCCGCUCCAAAGACGUCAUUCUUCUUGGAGACCUCUGUGACUCGUGCAAGCCAGGAGACGAGAUUGAGGUCACCGGUGUCUACACCAACAACUUUGACGGAUCGCUGAACUACAAACAAGGAUUCCCAGUGUUCAACACGCUGAUCCACGCGAAUCAUAUCUCCAACAAGGAUAAGAUGGCAUCAGAUCAACUCACUGACGAGGACAUCAAAGCGAUUCGAGACCUGUCCAAAGAUCCGAAUAUCGCGACUAGAGUGUUCUCCUCGAUCGCUCCGUCGAUCUAUGGACACGACGAUGUGAAGCGAGCCAUUGCGUUGGCGCUGUUCAGAGGAGAAGCCAAGAAUCCCGGGGAGAAGCAUCGGCUGAGAGGAGAUAUCAAUGUUCUCCUCUGUGGAGAUCCAGGAACCGCCAAGUCCCAGUUCCUGAGAUAUGCUGCUCAUAUCGCACCGAGAUCUGUCCUCACUACUGGUCAAGGAGCAUCGGCUGUUGGUCUCACUGCCUAUGUGCAACGCCACCCUGUUACUCGAGAAUGGACUCUGGAGGCUGGAGCCAUGGUGUUGGCUGAUAAGGGUGUCUGUCUGAUCGAUGAGUUCGACAAGAUGUCCGAUCAAGAUCGUACAUCUAUCCACGAAGCUAUGGAGCAGCAAUCCAUCUCAAUCUCGAAGGCAGGAAUCGUCACUUCCCUUCACGCCAGAUGUACCGUAAUCGCCGCUUCGAAUCCUAUUGGAGGACGCUACAACCCAACUAGGACCUUCGCUGAGAAUGUGGAUCUUACAGAGCCCAUCCUUUCAAGAUUCGACGUCCUCUGUGUUAUUAGAGAUUCUGUGGAUUCUGUGGAGGAUGAGCGUUUGGCCAAGUUCGUCGUUGGAAAUCACAGACAACACCAUCCAGACGCGCACAGAAAGUCGAAGGAUGAGCAAUCCCAAGAAGAGCCAGAAGAUCCAGAAGAGCACGAGGAGGAGAAGGUCGACGAGCGCACGGGAGUCCGUCUGAUUCCACAGGACCUCCUUCGCAAGUACAUCAUCUACGCCAGAGAGCGAUGCCAUCCAACGUUGGGCGCUCAGCACUCGGAGAAGCUGUCGAGCAUUUUCGCUCAAAUGCGAAAGGAGAGUAUGGCGACGGGCUCGGUGGCGAUUACUGUACGUCAUGUCGAGUCGAUGAUUCGUUUGUCGGAGGCGCACGCGAAGUUGCACUUGAGAAGUUAUGUGAACGACGAUGACACCGCCGCCGCCACGAGAAUCAUGUUGGAAUCGUUUGUCAACACGCAGAAGGCGUCGAUCAUGCGUCAGAUGAAGAAGACGUUCUCCAGAUACCUCACCGAGAAUCGAUCGGCCAACGAGCUCCUUUUGUUCGUGCUGAAGCAGUUGGUCCGUCAACAAAUGCACUACGCGGCGGCGCGCGCCGGCGGCAAUACCGUAAUCCAAAGUGUCACCGUCGCGGAGUCGGAGUUCAUUGAGAAGGCCCAACAGCUGCGUAUCGAGAAUGUGAAGCCGUUCUACACGUCGGAAGUUUUCGCGUCGAACAACUUCAUCUAUGAUCCAUCGAAGAAGACGAUUGUUCAGGAGAUUUUCUAA
This is a messenger RNA of Caenorhabditis briggsae, 2679 nucleotides long. It is a transcript of the gene Cbr-mcm-2, whose product is annotated as Protein CBR-MCM-2. Gene Ontology annotation, cellular component: MCM complex; nucleus. NCBI's taxonomy places the organism in Eukaryota, Metazoa, Nematoda, Chromadorea, Rhabditida, Rhabditidae. The transcript is spliced from 5 exons. The record is from RefSeq and is a predicted model, not a curated record. The coding region runs from base 1 to 2679 and encodes 892 amino acids. Gene Ontology annotation, biological process: mitotic DNA replication initiation; double-strand break repair via break-induced replication; DNA replication. Gene Ontology annotation, molecular function: ATP hydrolysis activity; 3'-5' DNA helicase activity; single-stranded DNA binding.